Molecule: messenger RNA, 1098 nt
Organism: Striga asiatica
Lineage: Eukaryota; Viridiplantae; Streptophyta; Magnoliopsida; Lamiales; Orobanchaceae
Source: the annotation of a GenBank genome assembly
AUGUGGGGAUUUGGGGGAAGAUAUUACUGGGGAAGAAAGGAAAGGGAAAAAAUAGGGGGAAUUGUUGUGGCGUUUGCGUGGAUGUCUAGUGCGGACAGACACUUGAAGAAUUAUGUUGAUCUCUUUGCCUCCCUUGGAUGGAAUUCGCUGGUUUGCCACUCCCAAUUUCUCAAUCUAUUCUUUCCGGAUAAAGCUGCAUCAUUGGCGCUACAAAUUGUCGACGAGCUUGUUCGAGAGCUAAAACUCAGGCCUUGCCCUGUUGUGUUUGCAUCUUUUUCUGGGGGUCCUAAAGCUUGCAUGUACAAGGUUGUCCAGAUAAUUGAAGGAAAGUGUAAUCGAGAGCAAAUAAAUGUGGAUGACUGUUGGCUCAUAAGGAACUGUGUUUCGGGUCACAUUUUCGAUUCGACGCCAGUUGACUUUGUCAGCGACUUAGGUACCCGUUUUGUUCUCCACCCAUCUGUUCUUAAGAUGUCACGCCCUCCAAGGCUGGCAACUUGGAUUGCAAAGGGCAUAUCUUCCAGUUUAGAUGCACUCUUUCAGAGCAGAUUCGAAUCAGAACGUGCAGAGUAUUGGCAGACUCUCUACUCCACAGUAGUAAGUCAUUUUCGAAAUUAUCCAGAAGAAUACAGAGCUGCUGUGUCUGAGCUGCUCGGCAAAGCCGCCGAUAUUUUCUCCCACAAAAUAAGACAGCUUGAAGGUGAGAAAGUGGGCCACGAGGGCCUGCACGACCAAAUUUCCAACCCAUUUGGCAGCCUGACAAAAGCAACUGCAGAAUCGAGUCGGGGCUUCCCGAGAAGUGAGGUGAACUCGAAAGGCCGUUUUUUCAUGCCCAGUUCGUUGGAAUAUCACGAGGACCGAGUAGGGUCUGUGCAUGAUGAACAUGUUGAGCAACGUUAUGUGCCUCUUACAGGCCCGGCCCAAAUCAACAUGCAUGGAGUUCUUGGCCAUUUCCUCUUUGACGUUUGCAUCCCUAAGAAUGUCGAGGAUUGGGAUAUAAGAGCUUCGCCUAUGACCUUGAGACGAGGCACGUUUGCUUCUGGAAGACGGAAUUCACAUUUUAAUCCUAUAAUAAAAUGCAUUCGUCGCUCGAGGUUAUGA